UGGUUGACAGGAAACACCAGCAAAACUUGCCGUUAAACCAGGAAUUACUUCGCCACAGAAAAAUAAAGUAUUUUUCUAAACUAUUAGGUGUUAUAUAGUGGCUCAUAAUGUCCACCAAUGCCUUUCAAGAAACUGUUGAACACUCUGGACUGCACAAGUUCUUCUCUGCUGUGUUUUACGCCGGCAGCUCCUUUCUGAUCACGGUGGUGAACAAAACCGUGCUGACGAGCUUCAGGUUUCCCUCCUACAUGUGUCUGGGAAUUGGCCAGAUGGCCGUCACUGUUGUUGUGCUUUAUGCUGCCAAAAAGACCAAAACAGUCCAGUUUCAAGAUUUUGACAGAAGUGUUCCCUUAAAAAUAUUCCCUCUUCCUUUGCUUUAUGUUGGAAACCAUAUAACAGGCCUGGCCAGCACCAAAAAGCUCAGUUUACCCAUGUUCACUGUAUUACGGAAAUUCACCAUAUUGAUGACAAUGAUCUUGGAAGUAUAUAUACUAAGAAAAACAUUUCCAAAACGCCUUGUGUACAGUGUUGUUGCCAUAGUUCUUGGUGCCAUGAUUGCUGCAAGUUCUGACCUGGCCUUCGAUAUGGAGGGCUACACCUUCAUCCUGUUCAAUGAUGCCUUCACUGCUGCCAGCAGUGUGUACACCAAGAAGAAACUUGGGACUGAGGGCCUUGGCAAGUAUGGCGUCUUAUUUUACAAUGCUCUGAUCAUUGUUAUCCCCACUCUCUUGGCAAGUGCAUUAACUGGAGAUUUACAUGAGGCAGUCAUAUUUGAGGACUGGGUUAAAGCCACAUUUAUUAUUUGUUUCCUCAUGUCCUGCUUCCUGGGGUUUGUUUUGAUGUAUUCCAUAGUCCUGUGCAGCUAUUAUAACUCUGCACUUACUACGACAGUGGUGGGGGCAAUAAAGAAUGUUGCUGUUGCAUAUAUUGGCAUAUUUGUGGGUGGAGACUAUCUGUUCUCUUGGACUAACUUCCUAGGCCUCAGCAUUUGUAUGUCAGGUGGACUAGUGUACUCAUAUUUCACCUUUAGCAGCAAAUCACCUGGAGGUAACACAGAAGGAGCGCACGAGCUGAAGAUUCAUGUUACAGAAGAUUCAAAUGGGAAGCACUUGACCAGCUGAAUGGACAAUAUUUUAGCAUUCACCACUUGGUGGCACUGUUCUGCUUCAUAUUGGAGCAUAAUGUUGCUGUAACACUUUGAUAUUUAUUUCAACUCAAUGAAUUGAUAUCCCUGGAUACAUCACUGGUGCUAUCUAUUUAAUUCCACUAUUAAAUCAUGAGUGUAUACAUUGAGAAGAAGAGCACAUACAUUCUGCGUCAGGGUUCAGUGAAUGUUUAUUGAAGACCAACAAUUACAACAACAGUGUAGACAGUCUGUCAGAGAAUUCUUACCUUUAAAAUGUGUAAUAAAAUAUCUACCAAGCAAGCAGGAUCACUCUAUGCAUGUCACAAACAGGAAAACUGUUGGAGGAUGUUAGCAGAGGGGGGAAAACUGAAACUAAAAUUCAACUUCAAAGCUCUUGUGCACACUCAAUAUUCUAACAAACACAAUGUGUAUAUAUUAAAUGCCAUAAUCUUUCUCAGACCACAAAAUAGGCUAAGGGUUAAAAGAAUGCUUCAAAAUAUACUAUAACUGGGUACAAUAAAUCAUUUGGUGUUUUGAUUAUCAACAAUUAACAAUUUGCCUUCCAGUUUCACUGCAACUCCACAAGGGUAAUUUAUAAAUCAAACAGAUUCAAACAUGACAGCUCGAGUGACAGAGUGACACGGUUGUUGGUGCAGGUUUCCCAAAAACAACCAGAAGCAGGGCAGUUAUGAGAGAUGUCAUACAGUGUUGAAGGAUGUAGUGUUGCGUGUAAAAAAAACAAAAAAAACAAAGAAAAAAAUCGAGAAAAAAAACAACAAAACCCAGCACUACACAAAUCAGUUUAUGAAAAACAGGUGCCAUUUCCUGGACACAUAGAACAGAUCUAAUCUUCAGUGCAUUGCAAGCUUAAUCCAAAACUUAAUAGUGGGUGUAAGUGCUUCAUCAAAAUCAAUGGGAUGUCUAAAUUUAUGCGACAAACUUUGAAAUUGGAAUAUUUCCCUUUACGCAUGAAAUGAUUCUAGUGCUCUCAAACAUAUGAACAAAAUGUUAGCCAGACAAAAAAAUAUAUAUGGUGAAAUAAAUACCUCAUAAUUUAAACUCUGAAAUGAGAUGACAUAGAUGCACCACACACUGCAAUGAUGCUAUGCCUGUAUUAUAACUGGUCUGCCACCUUUUAAUAUAAGAGGUGACUGACAUUCAUUGACAAACGUCUCCUGUCUGGGUGGAAAACAACUUUUGGCCUGCAGGCUUUACACACAUUCUUUGUAUCUAUGAGGAAACUGUUUGGAAAUGGAAAUAUGACAUGUCCUGAAAGGUAAUCCGGACCUUUAUCCAUUGUAGAAUAUUCAGAGCACAGUAGGUAGUUGGCUCGGUAAUGUCAGGCAGAUAUGGUUAUGUAUAAAUAAAGACAAAUUGCAAGGCUGUAAAAGUUUGGAUUAUUGGAAAAACUUGUGCCUCACCAGACCUCUGGAUUAGGCUUGCAAUGAUCACCUCUCAUUCGCAUGUUAGAAUUACCAUGUCACAUGUCAGUACUGAUCUAGCUCUCCUGACUUUCUUUUUUCUUAUCCUCCCUUUUGUCCACCUUUGCUCACUGUUUUUUUUUGUUUUUUUAGAGAGAGCUGUACUGGUGAGGCUAAAACUAUCUGAAACUUUCUGAGUCAAUUUCUACCACCACUCCUGUCAAGAGUGGCGGCGAAAUUGUGCUUUACAAGGCUGGAGAUGAAACCUGGGACCAUGGUGAGAGGUCAUCUGACAGUCUGAAUGUAACUUAACAUUUCCUAUGUUUUGACCAAACCCUGUAUCAUUCUGUCCAUCUGAGCUUAAUCCAUAUAUACAUUAGUCAUACACACUCUCUUACACUCACAACAUACUUAAAAAACUCGUUACCAUCAAAGUGCAAACAAAACAAAUUAAAAACAUAACAGGUACUCUUUCUUUGCCUGUAGAAGACAGAAGAAAGAAAGACAUUCUUCAUAUAGUCAAAUCUACAAUUAUAGCAGCCUAAAAGAAUAAAAUGGAAGCUGAAUAAGGUGCUUUAGCUUGUGCCUUCCUGGUGCUGUGAGGGGGAUUAGAUGAUACUGUGCAUAACACUGAUCUCAGGCCAACUCUGUCUCAAAGUCUGGUUUCACAACUCGAUAGAACAAACUAAACUUCGAUCUGUGUUUCUGAACGAUUUUUCGUAGCUACAGCACAUAUCGCAGGAAGGCGGGUUGGGAAUGGAGAUAUGAGGGGAAGGGAAUGGGAGUCC
This is a messenger RNA of Seriola dumerili (greater amberjack), 3335 nucleotides long. It is a transcript of the gene slc35d2, whose product is annotated as UDP-N-acetylglucosamine/UDP-glucose/GDP-mannose transporter-like. The coding region runs from base 108 to 1121 and encodes 337 amino acids. NCBI's taxonomy places the organism in Eukaryota, Metazoa, Chordata, Actinopteri, Carangiformes, Carangidae. The transcript has 12 exons. The record is from RefSeq and is a predicted model, not a curated record. Gene Ontology annotation, cellular component: Golgi apparatus. Gene Ontology annotation, molecular function: GDP-fucose transmembrane transporter activity; antiporter activity.